Molecule: messenger RNA, 1242 nt
Organism: Epithele typhae
Lineage: Eukaryota; Fungi; Basidiomycota; Agaricomycetes; Polyporales; Epitheliaceae
Exons: 3
Coding region: 1-1242 (413 amino acids)
Source: RefSeq, a predicted model, not a curated record
AUGUUUGAACGCUUCCCCGUUGCUUCUGUCGACAUGCGGAACCCGUUCUUGGUCGUGCGCUUUGCGCUCUUUGUCACCGGCGCCCCAGCAUUCACGAUCGUCAAUGCAUGCUUCUUGAUCACUCUCGUCUCUGGCUGCGUCGCCUCUUCGUGGUUUUCAAGGCUGCCUCUUGACCAGGUCCGGAUAGAGUGUGCUUGGACUCUUGUCAUGUCCACACUCUUCCUCGCGAGCUGCUUCGACAUCACUGUCAAUGGACCUCCCGCUCUGUGCCAGGGAAGCAGUGUCCCUGCUUGCGCCUCAUCGUCCCUCGUCACCGCACUCUCAUGGAUGUCAUGCCUCCUCUUGCUUUUGUACGCUUUCUCCCUUCUGACGGUCACCAUCACGCACAUGCACUUCAUCGAGGAUCUCUGGACGUUGCGCGUCCCCACCGUGGCCUGGUUCGUCCACCCGGAGGAUCCAUUGGACAGGAUGGAAGCCACCCGCGCCUGGGCGGCGAAAGUCGAGGUCCCCGACGACGUCGUGCACAUCAAGCACGCCACGCCUAUCUUCGCGCAGCACACCAAGUCCACGCCCAUCUCGCCGCGCUCCCCGCACGUCGAGCUCGAAGGCGAGGAGCUGGCCCCGCCCAAGUUCCCCAUCGCACCCGUCUCCCCCCUCUGGCCCGCCCGUCCGUCCGCCCCAGAACCGACCGAGCCCGCGCUCCCCGCGCCGCCGUCCCCCGCGGAGCAGGAGAAGCGCGACGAGGUCGAGCGCCGCACGACGUGGACGUCCCGCCUCGCCGCGCUCCCGCACAAGCCGAGCUGCGAGAGCAUGCGCCCCGGCUGGGCCAAGCGCGCCCAGCCCGCGCGUCGCGGCGUCGACUCCCCCUUCGCCGCCCCGCACCCGCCGCCGUCGUUCACGCUCCCCCGCUUCUCGUUCUCGCUCAAGCCCGCCGCGCCCGUCGCGCUCCCCGCGAUCCGCCCGCUCAAGCUCAAGUCGCACUGGAGCCAGUCGCCGCCGCCGGUGCCCGCGCUCCCCGCGAAGGCGCGCGUCGCGCCGCCGAGGCUCGACGCGCAGCACGGCUCGCCGACGAGCACGUUCUACAUCGACCUCGAGCGCGACGCGGUCGUCCCCUUCGGCGCCGCGCGCCCGAUCUCGUACGGGAUGUUCCCCGAGGACGUCGUCGACCCGGACCAGCCCGUGACGCGCGCGGUGCGCUCGCAGUGGGUGCGCGCGGACAGCGACACGUCGUCUGAGCGCUGA